AUGUGCUUACAACAGCAGCAUCUCUUCAUAUCUAUCUAUCUAUCCCAGUCUCUUCAUAUCUAUCUAUCUAUCUAUCCCAGUCUCUUCAUAUCUAUCUAUCUAUCUAUCCCAGUCUCUUCAUAUCUAUCUAUCUAUCUAUCUAUCUAUCUAUCCCAGACUCUUCAUAUCUAUCUAUCUAUCUAUCCCAGUCUCUUCAUAUCUAUCUAUCUAUCCCAGUCUCUUCAUAUCUACCUGUCUAUCUAUCUAACCCGGUCUCUAUUCCUAUAUCUAUCUAUAUCUUUGCCAAUCUCUUCAUAUCUAUCUAUAUCUAUUCCUUCUCUUCAUAUCUAUCUAUGUAUGUAUCUAUCUUACUGUUUCUUCAUAUAUAUCUCACUAUCUUACCCUGUCUCUUCAUAUCUUUCUAUCUAUCUUACCCAGUUUCUUUCUAUCUAUUUUACUCUGUCUCUCAAUAUCUAUCUGUAUCUAUCUAUUUCUCUUAGCCUUUCCUUACCAGUCUGCAUCUCUCUCAGUCAAGUCUGUUUAUAUCUAUAUCCCCUUAUUUUAAUAAUUCCAUGUUUCUCCCUGUCAUUGGCUCAGAGUCCAGUCAUUGGUCAUUCCUCCUACCAAAUACCUGAAAGCAACUCUCGGAUUGGACAUCCAUUUUUGGUACCAGGACAAUCAGCAAUCGUGACUCAUUGUCUGCAUUGGUCAUUCACUUAUAAAUUCACUUUGUUGCCAUUAAUAUGGACCAGCAUUUGGGAGAUUUCUCCCCUUCAGUCUUUCUGGCCAUCGACUCAUUAUAUUGCGUAUAAAACUACAGCAUAG
Molecule: messenger RNA, 804 nt
Organism: Acanthosepion pharaonis
Lineage: Eukaryota; Metazoa; Mollusca; Cephalopoda; Sepiida; Sepiidae
Source: the annotation of a GenBank genome assembly